Purpureocillium takamizusanense is the source of this 1857-nucleotide messenger RNA. RefSeq lists its product as uncharacterized. The record is from RefSeq and is a predicted model, not a curated record. The coding region runs from base 1 to 1857 and encodes 618 amino acids. The transcript has 2 exons. Lineage: Eukaryota; Fungi; Ascomycota; Sordariomycetes; Hypocreales; Ophiocordycipitaceae. Gene Ontology annotation, biological process: regulation of chromosome condensation.
AUGAGCAAAUCUCCGAUCAGCAAGAGCGACAAAACAGUUAAACGUACACAUCCUCAAGACCAUCGCGAUGAUGACGUCGACGGUAGCUCGGCAGGGACGCGCGCCAGCUAUACUGAUACGUCCGCGAGGCCCGCAGGAGCAACAGCCAGCACCCCGACGACGACUCGACGCCGACGCCUUAUAGACGCUCUUGCCGCACAGCGAGACGUGACUCCAGAUCACGAGCAGGAUCUUGGUGAGGCCGUCAGCCCGUCCUUGGCGCGUUGCUCCACCGCCGACCAGGACUCACAACUACAGGGAAGCGAUCGGAGGGGUGGCACACCUGCGAGCAGCAGGAUCAAGUUCACAUACAGCCAGGCGAGAAGCACGCUGAGCGAAUCGCAGAAACAGGAGGAUCUUGCAGAAUCGCCGCUUCUGGGUGUGGAAGAGGAUGGCACAGGCUCAGAGGCUCGUGGUCCGUCUAGUCCCGCAGCACCGCCAUCCUUCGUAUUCGACGAUCUGCCCGAUGACGAAGAUGCUCAGCCAGCCAUCAAGAGUGUACACGAGUUACGGCGCGCCGGAGCGAACCACCGGUUUUCAGACGAGAUGGACGACCUGUUGGGGAGAAUUGGAAGGCCUGAUGGGCCAUCGCGGACGAUGAGGCGGAAUGCGCUGUGCGAAUUGGCGCAUCGGCUGCGGCGAGAAAGUUUCGCACUCAAGUUCCGCGACCACCCUUCGCGCGACAAUGUCGCCAGGGGCGUUGGCAACGAAAAUGACCCAACAAGCGCGUUUGCUCUGGUGGCGGCCCUUGUUGUCUUGUUCGAUCGCGGGCCAGCACCCCACCUUGAACGUCGGCUCUGCGACCAAGGAUUAGGGAUACUCCUCGGCCGGCUUCUACAACAAGACAGCGACAUUGCUGUCAUCGCAUCCCAGAGAAGCAGUAGUCUCCCAGAGAUGACGCGAGCCUCGCUGCGUGAGGUCAGGAACGACCUGCUCCAGAUGCCCAUUUGGCAUGGGUCAGCGCCGCGUCGACUAUGUCCUCGGACCCUCGGCCUGCGGCUCCUGGAGACUUUGUCGAGGAGCUCCGAACACAGCUUGCUCAGACAGAUGCUGGGGCAAUUGGAGCAAGAGCUCGUCAUCGUUGCAGCGGAUUGUGCUGGCGCUGAGGAAGCCUGCGAAGACGCGGACUAUCGGCUCGUACUUCAUUGCCUUGAGGUACUGUCCAGCGCUGGGAUCACACCGGGGUCAGGAGAUGCGGGAGCUUGGGUAUCGCGACAUCCAGCCAACAUUGCAAGCUUUCUCUCAAAAGAAGUCGAAGGGUGGCCGGUGACCCGAGGCGAGACCCAGGAGGCUGCGUUGAAGUUGGCAAUCAAUACGACCAACACUGCACACGGGGCACGCUUUUUCGAUGACAGCAAGUUGCUAUCGAAGCUAAUAGAGCGUGUUGUGGUGGGAAUCGUCAAAGCACAACAGGCUGUCGGCAGCGGGCCUCUGGAAAACGACAUGUAUGACGGCCUCUUGCUGAUUCUGGGUUUGAUGAUCAACAUUGUGGAGCACUGCCCUUCGGCGCGGGCGUCGGUCGAGGACAAGCCGCUGGACGAGCUAGUGCAGAUUUGGCGCGAGAACCAGCAGUUAAUACGCGAGGCUGACUCGGUGGACAAGUCAAAGCUCAGCGUUGCCAUUGAGUAUCUAUCGGUCUUCCUUGGUUACCUCUGCCUGAACAAGCGCGGCCGGGAUAGAUUGGAAGGCAGUGAUGGCAUACGGAGCCUCAUAGGGUCGAUUCGGGAUUUCGCAGCUCUGCACAAGGCUGUCGACAGCAAAUCGCAUGAGCUGGAGCUUCUUGUCACGGACCUGCGAAGAUUGGCUCAUUCCAGGUAA